AUGUUGUGUUUUAAAAUUGUCUUUUCAUUUUUAUUCUUAUUGUCAAGUACUUUUGCUUGUUUCAAGUCUAUAAAAAGUCAAUAUCCAAAAGAUAGAAGUGGAUGUUGUCCUCAUGUUGAUGAAUAUAAUUUACCCAGAAGUGAACCACCUAUAAAUUCAACAAGUUAUGGAUGGAGUAAUAGUUCUGGUUUGAAAUAUUUUGAAGAAAUUGUAUGUCCUAUGUAUGCUAUUUAUGAAUGUAGUCUUAAUAAACAUAAAUACGGAAGUAAAGUAGUUAUUCAAUUUGUGCAAGAAAAUGAUACAAUCAUACAUGAAGAUACUGGUGAAAAGAAUGUAAGUAUAUUAAUAAAAUGUAUAAAUGGAAAGUGGAUAUUAAAUGAUAAAACAUUUUCAAGUGUGACCUGUACACAAAAUUAA
This is a messenger RNA of Strongyloides ratti, 417 nucleotides long. RefSeq lists its product as hypothetical. The transcript has 2 exons. Bases 1 to 417 code for a protein of 138 amino acids. The record is from RefSeq and is a predicted model, not a curated record. NCBI's taxonomy places the organism in Eukaryota, Metazoa, Nematoda, Chromadorea, Rhabditida, Strongyloididae.